Impatiens glandulifera is the source of this 1070-nucleotide messenger RNA. RefSeq names its product expansin-A4-like. Gene Ontology annotation, biological process: plant-type cell wall organization. Lineage: Eukaryota; Viridiplantae; Streptophyta; Magnoliopsida; Ericales; Balsaminaceae. The record is from RefSeq and is a predicted model, not a curated record. Gene Ontology annotation, cellular component: extracellular region. The coding region runs from base 73 to 849 and encodes 258 amino acids. The transcript has 3 exons.
CCACUUUCUUAUUCGUCCCCAACUUACCAUAUCUCCUCUCUACUCUCUAAGUGAGUGUUCUAAUCUAAUCCAAUGGCACUCUGCAUCCCAGCAACCCUACUCUUUCUUCUAACCCUAGCCGCCGCCGUUGAUGCUCACAUCCCCGGCGUAUUCACCGCCGGAUCCUGGCAAAACGCCCACGCCACCUUCUACGGCGGCAGCGACGCCUCCGGUACUAUGGGCGGAGCUUGCGGUUAUGGUAACUUAUACAGCCAGGGUUACGGCGUUGACACGGCAGCCCUAAGUACAGCUCUAUUCAACGAAGGUCUGAGUUGCGGCGCUUGUUUUGAAAUAAAAUGCGAUAACGACGGAAAAUGGUGCCUCCCCGGAAACCCUUCAAUUCUUAUCACCGCAACAAAUUUCUGCCCACCCAACUUCGCUCUCCCGUCAGAUAACGGUGGCUGGUGUAACCCACCUCGUACCCAUUUCGAUCUAGCCAUGCCCAUGUUCCUUAAAAUCGCCGAAUACAAAGCCGGCAUAGUCCCGGUGAAUUACCGUCGGGUGGCAUGUAGAAAAUCCGGAGGGAUAAGGUUUACAAUCAACGGUUCAAAAUUCUUCAACUUGGUUUUGAUAAGCAACGUGGCAGGAGCAGGAGACAUCGUGAAAGUGAGUAUAAAAGGAAGUAAUACUCAGUGGAUGACUAUGAGUAGGAAUUGGGGGCAGAAUUGGCAAUCUAAUGUUGUUCUUGUCGGUCAAGCGAUCUCUUUCCGCGUUACGGGCAGCGAUCGCCGCACCUCCACGUCUAUGAAUAUCGCGCCUUCUAAUUGGCGUUUUGGACAAACAUUUACCGGGAAGAACUUUCGUGUCUGAUGAAACAAUUAAUGACCUAAUAUUUUAUUAUUAUUAUUAUUAAUAUUAUAUGAUUUUAUUUAAUUAAUAUCCGCCCUAGAGGUUUCUCCAUUUUCUUUGAGAAAGCUUUGAAGGUGGCGGGUAUAGUCCGUCCUAGGGAAGGGAUGAGAUGAGAAUCUUAUUAGUAAAAACCAUAGAUUCUGGAUAAGGUUUUAUUUUUAAGGGAUAGUUUGAUUAAGCUU